Messenger RNA from Tigriopus californicus, 2644 nucleotides. RefSeq lists its product as uncharacterized. The transcript is spliced from 6 exons. The coding region runs from base 1058 to 2326 and encodes 422 amino acids. Lineage: Eukaryota; Metazoa; Arthropoda; Copepoda; Harpacticoida; Harpacticidae. The record is from RefSeq and is a predicted model, not a curated record. Gene Ontology annotation, cellular component: neuron projection membrane. Gene Ontology annotation, biological process: synapse organization.
UCGACCGACGACGAACGAGACGAUUUCAGUUUGAACGAGAAGGAGCCACGCGGAACGUGAAUCGCGGUUCAGGGAGCCUUUUUUCCCAUAGAAAACAUUUACAACUAACAACCGACACCUCAACUGGUUCAAUCUUCACAGACAAAGUGGAAGAAAAGGGGAACGACUGGAUUGUUACAAAAUGAAGCGUACAGUGAAUUGUGAGUGACCUAGUGAGUGGACAUUUUUUUUAGCUCCCCAUGCUUUAUCUUUGUCGUCUGGGGGGGGUGUAGAAAAAGGCAUCCCGAAUGCCUUGGUGAUUCUAAUAUACUCGGGAACGGGUCUUUUUCUCAAUUGGAGCAACUUGUCUAAGAGAGCUACCAACAUCUGAAAAAUAGGACUGACUCACUUUGACACUUUCGAUGCAAGAAAUGCAACAUGCGAUGGUGUUCGGGCCCCGAGAUGUGCUCCAAUUUGUUCCAAGAUAAGUUGUAAAUGUCUUCCUUCGUCCGUGGAACAUGACCAAGAGAGAGUGUAUCGUUGAAGGAACCGCCAGUUUGUGUUUCCCCAAAUUGAUCGUGACCUUUGAGGAUCCCAUUUCAAGCCAGACCUUUGGAAGCACGUUGGAACUUGAGUGGAUCUGAGAAACGGAUUGGAAUUCUUGGGCAUGCUUGGCACGUGGUUCCCCCGAAGAGACCUGCAUUUUGAGUCGAGUUGGAAGUGAUUUGUCAAGCAUUGGGUCGGUUCAACUGAUUCUCAAGAUCCAAGAUCCAAGAUCUGAGAGUUAUCCUUGGGAACCGUGGCUCGUUGGAGCGUCUGCCCUUUUUAAUACUUCUCACGACGCUGACGACCAUUUCAUGAGGAACCCUAAGAGCAUCAGCACACGGUCCAUUGACCUAUUUCCCUCUCAUUCUGAAAUAGUGAAAGACUCGUCAGUCCCAUCUAUGGGAACGUCCCCAAAGGCGCUGGAUCUGAGCUGAGCUGAUCUUGAAGCACCCUGUUGGAUUAAUAAUAGAUCUUCCAACUCCAACUCCAAUUCCAGCCCAGCUCGUCGUAUUCCUCUGUGAUCAUUAUCAUCAUGUUCCAAAUUGUGGACUUUUUGUGGUUCUUAGCUUUUUUGGAGUUUGCCUCGGUUCCAUUAGGGGCCGUGCCCAGAGCAAAAACACUAACUAAUGACCAAAAGAGACACCAACAACAGGAUCGAGGUUGGGGCAUGUGGCACAAGCAGCAAGAGGAGUUGGUCAAUCAGCUCCAGGAGCGUGAUUUCCAGAUCCAAAAAGACUUUCAUCAGCCCACGGGUACCCUGGUCACCUCCACGGAGAUGCCCGUGCCCUCUUUCAAAUUGGAAUCCAAUACCAGUGUUGUCAUAUCCGCCGGACAAACGGCUUACCUCCAUUGUCUGAUCCAAAAUCUGGGGGAUCGAAGCGUUUCCUGGAUCCGGAGAAGUGAUUUGAUGGUGCUAACCAUCGGAGAGAUAGCCUACACCCAAGAUAAGCGUUUCACACCCAUCCACGAGAAUGGCUCUGAGGUUUGGAUCUUGAAGAUCAAGAGCCCGGAAGUGGAUGACACCGGCGAAUAUGAGUGCCAACUUUCUUACCACGAAGAUGAGGAGCAGCGAUACUCAUUAGCGUUCUCUCUCAAAGUGCUAAAUUCCCGUGCCUACAUUCAAGACGACCGCGACCUUCAUGUGGAGAAGGGCAGUCGUCUGAGUUUAAGUUGUUCCAUUUUGGAACCCUCGGCUCCGCCCGAUUAUGUGCUCUGGUAUCACGACGGCAAGGUCCUAAACUACUCGCCUCUGGUGAACAUACUCACAGACACAAGCCAAGCAGCAGUCACCCGAGGAGCCAGAGGAGGCACUUCGGACUCCUCAUCAUCGCCCAGUGAAACAAGUGGGACGUUUGAGGCUCGUCCUCGAGCUGACAUGAAACGUCAACGAAGCCUCAAGGACACAAAUGGAGGUGAUGAUGAGAAUGAUGGGACGACGGCGAAGAGAGAUGUUGAUGGGAAUAGCCAUCCCGGUGAUUCAAAUGAGCCUCAAACCAGCGUCAUGGAUACAAAUAAAGCCAAUGAGAAGACCACAUCCCGUCACAAUGGCAGUGUUGGCGGCGUGGUCUCCAAGCUCUCCAUUGACAACGUUCGUCGCGCCCUUCAUUCGGGCAAUUACACUUGUGAGCCGUCAAAUGCUCGAGCAGCCUCGAUCACCGUGCAUAUUGUGGAUGAUGAUUCCGGUCCAGCAGCCAUGCAACAUGGGAACGGGUCCAGGGCCACAUUUCCAGGAUGCUACCAAGGAAUGUUGUUCCACUGGAGAACCAUUCUUCUAAUUCUGGUCCUAUCUUGGUCACGCUAACUGAGCCUCAAGAACAUUCUUGACAUAUCCGAAUCAGGGUUCCAAGCCAUGGAAGCCAAUUCCACGCCCAAAACUUUUUAAUAAGAACAGACUAGACAUUAUCGUCACACUGUCGACUAACAAAAAACUGCAUAUUCGUUCUCGAGUGACAUUAUUAUUGAACUGCUGCUCCUAAUUUGUGCGGCAUGACAAGCGAAAAGUACCGACACGUUUAAAUAAAUAUGUUCUACGUAGUUGACCUCCAAGAUUCAAGUCACAAAUGUAAACACUAUAACUACAACAGGUAACUAGUGAAAAUAUAUUCCUAUAUCCAAACAA